AUGAAGAAGAAUAAAUUAACGAGAAAGAUAGGAAAGUAUGAAGUUGGGCGUACAAUUGGGGAGGGAACCUUUGCGAAGGUCAAAUUUGCACAAAAUAGAGAAACAGGAGAGAGCGUCGCCAUGAAAAUUCUUGCCAAAUCAACCAUUCUCAAGCACAAAAUGGUUGAUCAGAUAAAAAGAGAGAUAUCAAUCAUGAAGAUUGUGAGACAUCCUAACAUAGUUAGGUUGCAUGAGGUUCAUCAAGGAAGACUUUCGGAAAAUGAAUCGAGACGGUAUUUUCAGCAGCUUAUAGAUGCAGUUGCUCAUUGUCACGGGAAGGGUGUGUACCACAGAGACCUGAAGCCCGAAAACCUUCUUCUUGAUGCUUUUGGAAAGUUGAAGGUUUCGGACUUUGGAUUGAGUGCAUUGCCCCAGAAAGGGGUUGGACUUCUUCAUACGACAUGUGGAACCCCAAAUUAUGUUGCACCUGAGGUGCUUGGCCACCAGGGUUAUGAUGGGGCUGCUGCUGAUGUGUGGUCAUGUGGAGUCAUCCUCUUUGUUCUAAUGGCUGGAUAUCUUCCAUUUCAGGAGAUAGACCUUCCAACCUUGUAUCGAAAGAUAAAUGCUGCGGAAUAUUCUUGUCCAUAUUGGUUUUCUCCUGGAGCGAAAGCAUUGAUAGAUAAGAUACUCGAUCCCAAUCCAAAAACUCGUAUAAGGAUUGAAGGAAUUAAAAAAAGUCCAUGGUUUCGGAAAAACUAUGAGCCUGUUGGACACGGUGAAGAAGAGGAAGUGAAUUUGGAUGAUGUUAAUGCAGUUUUUAAUGACAUUGAGGAUCAUUAUGUGGCAGAGCAUUUGGAGAAGAGUGAGGGUGGUCCUUUGGUGAUGAAUGCAUUUGAGAUGAUUACCCUAUCUCAAGGACUGAAUCUAUCAGCAUUGUUCGACAGACGUCAGGAUUAUAUAAAGCGGCAAACGCGUUUUGUAUCCCGCAAACCUGCAAAAGAUAUAAUUUCAGCAAUUGAAGUUGUUGCAGAAUCGAUGAGUCUCAAGGUCCACACUCGUAAUUACAAGACAAGACUUGAAGGAACCUCUGAAAGUAAGGCUGGACAAUUUGCAGUUGUUCUGGAGAUUUAUGAAGUUGCUCCGUCACUUUUCAUGGUAGAUGCCCGGAAGGCUGCUGGGGAAACUCUUGAAUAUCACAAGCAAAUCAGAGAGAAGAAGGGCAGAAAGGAAGAAAUUCCUCCCGACAAGAACUUCCAGAAAAUACACAUUGAUGGCACGACAGUGGGGGAAAAUGUGAGGGAAAAGCAUAGAAUCACAAUGACUGUAACUCUCAGACCGUUUGAGGAUUCUGUCACUGGAGCCAUGAGUCUUGUCAAAUGGGGAAAGAGGAAACACAGGAGGGAUCUGCGAAGAGAUAGGGAAACUAUUGAAACAAUGAUAUGA
Messenger RNA from Dovyalis caffra, 1422 nucleotides. The record is from the annotation of a GenBank genome assembly. Lineage: Eukaryota; Viridiplantae; Streptophyta; Magnoliopsida; Malpighiales; Salicaceae.